Messenger RNA from Gilbertella persicaria, 452 nucleotides. RefSeq lists its product as uncharacterized. The transcript has a single exon. The annotation marks the transcript as partial. The record is from RefSeq and is a predicted model, not a curated record. Lineage: Eukaryota; Fungi; Mucoromycota; Mucoromycetes; Mucorales; Choanephoraceae.
AUUGUUUGCCAUCCAGUUUAUUAUAUAUAUAUAGGUACCCUCAAGUUUUUUUACCAGAUAUGUCAUAUGUUAAUGUUUAUUGCUUGUGCUCAUCCUUUAAAAUAAGCUUAUGCCGACUAUUUGAGACUGGAUCCUUGGAUUGGAACCAACAUGUCUGCUAUUAUUUCAGGUGUCAUGAUUAUCGGUAAAAUUACAAGUGGUCUGAUUAGUGACUAUGUAGGAAUAGCCAACAUGACAUUUAUCGCCACUACACUCACUGAUGUGAUGUGUUUAGCUGUCUGGCUCACAGUAACGAAUCCAGCUAGUACCUGGGCAUUUGCAGCCAUGUUUGGUUAUUUUGGUGGUGUCUUGAUGGUAUUUGUUGGAUUACUUGCUUGGGCAGUCAGAGUGAUGAGAGUUGGCUGGAAGCCAUGGAUUGUAGCUUAAAGUUGUGAUUGUAUAUAUAUAAAAGA